CACGCACACUCUUAUCAUUCCCGCAUCCCGUCAGGUUCAGAGAUGAUCUGAGGAGUCCCUCUGCUCUCUGCUCUCACUCCUCGCUCGGAAGACAAACCUGAAACAUGGAGUUGCCCAAAUUUCUGCUGUUUCUCGCAGUGAGCGCCUUAACAAUAAAAGACUCUUUUCAAGGACCAAACCAGCAAAGACUGUACAAUAACCUGAUGCAGCAGUACAACCCGCUCGUGAGACCAGUUCAAAAUGAUUCUCAGACGCUCACUGUGAACUUCGGCCUCACUCUGUUGCAGAUCAUGGACGUGGAUGAGAAGAACCAAGUUUUGACCACCAACAUUUGGCUACAAAUGGAAUGGAACGAUAAUUACCUGCAGUGGGAUCCAGCAGACUAUCCAGGUGUGAACAAUGUGAGGUUUCCCGACGAUCGCAUUUGGAAGCCAGACAUUCUGCUGUACAACAGUGCAGACGAAAGAUUCGAUGCUACUGUGAGCACAAACAUUUUGGUGAACAAUUCAGGCGGCUGUUCCUACAUCCCACCAGGGAUCUUCAAGAGCACCUGCUACAUCGACGUGCGCUGGUUUCCCUUUGAUGAGCAGAGAUGCGACCUGAAGUUUGGCUCCUGGACGUACGGGGGCUACUCUCUGGACUUAAAGAUGAUAGAGGCUGAUAUUAGCAACUACGUCUCUAACGGAGAGUGGGAUCUUGUCGGAGUUCCAGGAAAGAAGAACGAGCGUACGUACGAGUGCUGCGAGGAGCCGUACCCUGACGUCACCUUCACCGUGGUCAUGAGGAGGCGAACUCUCUACUACGGCCUCAACCUGCUGAUCCCCUGCGUCCUGAUCUCCACUCUGGCCCUGCUCGUCUUCCUCCUGCCCGCUGACUCUGGAGAGAAGAUCUCAUUGGGCAUCACCGUCCUGCUCUCCCUCACCGUCUUCAUGCUGCUCGUUGCAGAGAUUAUGCCUCCCACAUCAGACUCGGUGCCUUUGAUAGCUGAGUACUUUGCCAUCACCAUGGUCAUUGUUGGCCUCUCAGUGAUUGCUACAGUUAUAGUUUUACAAUAUCACCACCAUGACCCCAAUGGAGGCAAGAUGCCAAAGUGGACCCGUGUUUUCCUACUGAAUUGGUGCGCCUGGUUCCUGCGUAUGAAGCGUCCAGGUGAAGGGCGGGUGCGUCCAGCCUGUCACAACAAGGGUCCACGGAGCAGCCUGACCAGCAUGGAGCUCAACGCCAGCGCCUCAGCCUCCCAAUCCACCAACGGCAACAUGCUCUAUGUCGGUGUCCGAGGCCUGGAGAGCAUUCCCUACUCCACAGCCGCCACCUCGCCUGACUCCGGGGUCCUCUGUGGACGGCUGGUUGCUCGGGCAGGUGAAGAGGAGUUGCUCCUCCCCACAGCUCACGUCUCCUCGUUGGGCAGCCUGGAACCAGAGUUGGCCAAGAUCCUGGACGAGGUGCGCUUCAUUGCCAAACGCUUCCGUGCCCAGGAUGAGGACGAGUCCACGUGCAACGAGUGGAAAUUUGCUGCAGCUGUUAUCGACAGGCUUUGUCUCAUGGCUUUCUCGCUCUUCACUAUCCUCUGCACCAUCUCAAUCCUUAUGUCAGCACCCAACUUUGUCGAGGCCAUUUCCAAAGAUUUUUUCAAUUGA
Labrus mixtus (cuckoo wrasse) is the source of this 1637-nucleotide messenger RNA. Its product is annotated as neuronal acetylcholine receptor subunit alpha-7-like. Gene Ontology annotation, cellular component: neuron projection; synapse; postsynaptic membrane. The transcript has 10 exons. Lineage: Eukaryota; Metazoa; Chordata; Actinopteri; Labriformes; Labridae. Gene Ontology annotation, molecular function: acetylcholine-gated monoatomic cation-selective channel activity; transmembrane signaling receptor activity. Gene Ontology annotation, biological process: monoatomic ion transmembrane transport; signal transduction; regulation of membrane potential. Bases 105 to 1637 code for a protein of 510 amino acids. The record is from RefSeq and is a predicted model, not a curated record.